CGUUUUUCUCUCUACCCAAUGUUGACUUGACGAGCUCCGAUCCGCGCUCCGAGCCGCGCGCCAUGUCUUUCAGCAACUAUGCUGCCUAUCAGUCGCACGGGUCCUACGGGUCGAGCCAAAAGUCGCCCUUGUUGAACGAGCGCACUGUGAACCUGAACGGGCCUUCAACUUUGUACCAAAUCACCACCCAUGAAACGAAGAAAAAGAAUGUGGAGAAGGGCUUUGAUGCACGGCAGAACUUUGUGCACUUUGUGCACGGUGAUUUGAAGAAUGUGAUCCCUUUGCAGGAGCUCAUGGAACGUCCCAGCGUCCGGAACUUCUUGUAUCGCUCCAAGUGGUUCCAGAGACCACAGGUGGUCUACUUGCGGAGCGUCAUGAGAGGCAGCUUGAUUGCCGCAUGUUCCUUCAUUUGCCUUCUCAUUGCACUCUUCUGUGGAGAUUUCUGUGCCUUUAUGAGUGUGCCCGGAAACCUCCUGUGCGAUGCCAUUUUGACCGUAGCUUUUGUUUUCUUUGUCUUCGAGUUCCUUUUGAAUGCGAUUUCAGACAGGACUUAUCCCAUGAGCUUCUUCUUCUACAUGGACUUGAUUGGAACCUUUUCGAUGGUCUUCGACAUCUCUUACAUGUUUGGUCCCGAUGCAAUGUCCAUCGAAAGGCUGCACACCUCUUCAAGCGCUGGAGGUGGUGUCAUCGUCAUGCGCGCCGCCCGAGCCGCCCGCAUCGGCGCGCGCGCGGGGCGCUUGAGCCGCGUCGCGAAGAUCGUGCGCUUCUUGUCUGGAACAGAGGAUGAAGAGUCCCGAAAUGUUCGAAUGGCCAAAGUCAUCUCCAACAAGCUGUCCGAUGUCUUGUCAAUCCGCGUGGCCUUCGUGGUGAUCUGUGUGGCGGUCGUUCUUCCGUCUUUGAGUAUUUUUGAGUAUCCGGAGAUGGAAGAGUCGCUGACUGCCUGGAGCAAAUUCCUCUCAGAAGAUGUAGCUAGCUACGCUCAAGGUGGUCAGUCUGCAGCUGAGGGGGAGCAGAUGGAGGAGCUUUUGAGGGGCCUCACGGACUUCUACGCUGACUCCAACUAUGGGCCCUUCAUGAUUUGCUAUCGGCUCUCCAAAGGUGACCCUUCUUCGGAGGAGCUGCUGGACUGCGGAAAGGAUUCCAGCACCGUCAAGCUUGUGGUGAAGGGCAACUUCUCUCCGCCAGCGCGGCGGGAGUUCACAAUGGCGACCAGCCUGGAUCAAAUGGAUCUCUUCUUCGAUCUCUCUGCUCCCAAGCGCUUGGAAGCCUUGAUGGGAAUCAGUUUGAUCACGUUCAUUAUUUUAGUGAUGGUGGCGUUCAGUACCAUCUUGACGGAGAACAUCUCGACAGUGGCAUUGCUACCCUUGGAACGAAUGCUGGAUGUGGUUCGUCAUCGAUGCGCUCAGAUCUUCAAGUACACGAAUGCCCUUCAGGAAGAGGCUUCGAGCGAUGAAGAUGAGGAAGAGGAGGAUGAGGAUGAAGAUGAACCUGAGGAGAAAGAAGAAGAGACUGACAAUGAGUUCGCGCUGUUGGAAAAGGCUGUCGCGAAGCUUGGAGCCAUCGCCGCACUUUCAGCCCAGGAUCCUGCGCAAAAGAUGUGGACUGAGAAUGACAUCAUGGUGCAAAACUGGACGCAGUCCGGCGAACGUCAACCCCUCGGAGCUGCGGCCCUCCCUCCAGAGGGGAACGUUUCUGAACGCGGCUCUGUCGCCAGAUAUCACCGGCAAAGCAGCAUGAUGGAGUUGGGACGAAGGAUGUCCAUGCUUUUGGAGGACAGCAAUGCAAUUGAGACGGUGAAUCAAGAUGUGAGCCAAGAGAUCAUGGACCAAGCAAGGACUCCAGAUUUGGAUGCAUUCAGCUUGAAUGGAGCUCAGCUCAAGGCACUGAGUGUGCGGAUUCUGCGUGAGCACGAGAGUACCAAGGAGUUCGUCCGCCGCUUCGUGAAGCCGGUGGUCCUGGUGCAAUUUGUGAACGUCAUGGAAGCGACGUAUGUGGCUUCCAACCCCUUUCACAACUUUGUGCAUGCCGUGGACGUGCUGUGCUGGCUCUGGAUGCAAAUGGUGCAGACCAAAGCCAAGCGCUUCUUAGUGGAUUCUGAGCAGUUCGCCUUACUGGUGGCAGCCAUAGGACAUGAUCUCGGCCACUUGGGGGUCAACAACAACUUCUUGGUGGCGCCCGGGGGCCUUGGACACCGACCAGCCGGUCCGGGACCGGACCGCGCGGUCGGUGUGGGAGACGCAGGUGGGUCUUCAGGUCCGCGGGUCGCUUCACGUUUUGGGAGCAUUGCUCUUGGGGUUCCUGGAGGUGUCCAGCUUUUUGGGGGCGAACGCCACUUCCAGUCGCAUUUUUUGGCUGGUGCAACGCAGGUUCUUUUUCGUCGUCCAGCGGCUGUUCUGAGGACGGCUCACGAGUUGGCGGUGAUUUACAAUGACCGGUCUCCCUUGGAGAAUAUGCAUUGUUGGAAGCUCUUCCAGAUCUUAGGGACCUCCGACACGAAUCUCUUGGGUUCGGUGGACAAGGAGACCUACAAACACAUUCGGAAGAAUAUCAUCGAGGCCAUCCUGCAUACCGAUAUCACCAAGCACAAUGAGAUGGUGAAGGACUUGUCCUUGUUCUACCAGAUGAACAAAGAGACCCUCAACAUCGAAGAAUUGUCAGCUGAGGCAGAGGAUGUUUUGAAAAACAACCGACCCCUGAUGAUGAACAGCUUCCUCCACUCAGCAGAUGUCAACAAUCCUUCCAGACCGUGGGAGGUGGCUGAAAAGCUCGCGCAUCUGUGUAUGGACGAGUUCUUCAGCCAGGGAGAUAAGGAAAAGGAGCUGGGAAUCCCGGUCGGCAUGCUGAACGAUCGAGAGAUGGUCAACAGGGCACACUCUCAGAUCGGCUUCAUCGAGUUCAUGAUCGCGCCCUGGGUCGAGGCCUUGGUUCCCAUGUUUCCGGACUUGGAGUUCAUGUCUGACUACACGGCUGAGAACAUCCAGAAAUGGGCGGCAAUUUGGGAACGUGAGGUGAAGCCGCCCAAGGAGCAGGUUGAGAAGGUGCAGCUUCGUGUCCAGAAGGUGGUGGCCAAUCUCAUUCCGCAGAAGAGCAGCAAGAUGUGAUGAGCCAGGCGCUGAAUGGGCGCUUGCGCUGCAGGAUCGACUGCCUGGAUCCGGGCAUUUUGACCGAGUCCAGCUGUACACAAGGAAAAGAGCCGUCACCCAAGUGGAGUUGCCCUGUUUCUUUCUUUCUUUUUCAGA
Messenger RNA from Durusdinium trenchii, 3239 nucleotides. NCBI's taxonomy places the organism in Eukaryota, Dinophyceae, Suessiales, Symbiodiniaceae. The record is from the annotation of a GenBank genome assembly.